CAAGCGGUCUAAUAAUUCUGACUUCAACUGUGUAUAUAAAUAAAACUUACUUAAAUACAAAAUGUGUAAAAUGUCCACAAACCCAGAAAAAAUUAAGCUGUAAAAAUGGCCUUAAACUGGUGUAUUUGAAGCAUACUACAGUGAAGAGCUCGCAUUUCUCAGUCAUCAGUCUAUAAAAACACAACUAUGAUCACAUGAACAAAUGACCCAAUACUGUAGUUAUCAGCAACUAUAAUAAACACCACAGGUUACUAGUCAAUACUACAGUAUGCUGGAGCAUUCAAUAGCAAAGUUGUAAAUAAUAUAAUAUACACACUUUACUACAGUAUGGUUCAUAAACAUCAGCGUUUACUAUAACGUACUAUAGUAUUGUAUUGACGUAUACCUAUAGUGUGCUAAAUGUUGAAAGUUUACAAACCCAGGAAAACAUAUUAAUCUGUAAAAGCAGAAGUCUAAAACAUCCCAAAUAUCAAAAAUAGCACACUACAGUAAAGCACUUGAGUUGAUCUGCUGUAGUGGUUAACACAACUAUAGUAAACACUGUAGUUUACUACAACUAUAGGGUGGAGAAUAGAAGGGAUACAGCUGCAGAUACACACAUCAAUAUAGAAUCUUCUCUGUGACACUGUACAAUAUUUCAUAAUUUUACAUGACUGUGAGGAUUGGGGUAGACUUUAAAAGUUACAUUAACUGGGCAGUUUAAUAAUUUAAUUCUCCUGAUCUUUCAGCGAUAUCUGAAUCUCAUCUAGCAACAACCCAACUAUAAACUACAAUACACCAGUUUACUGCAGUAAUCAGGUAACUAAUACAGUAUGCUGGAACAUUCAUUUAACAAAGGGUUGUAAAUAAUAUUUAAACCAUCCCUAAUGUAAAAAUAGACCAGUGUUUCAUAGUUUAAAAACUAUAUUUUUGAACAGCUAAAGUGUUUGAACUAAACACUGUGAUGAUUCCUAUCUAGUUGCUAUGAUAACUAUAGUAUUAUAAACAAAUGACCUAAUACAGUAGUUUUCUCAGCAGCUGUAGUGUGGGUAAGGUGUAGUAAAACUAUACAGUAUACAGUAGUCUAUCAGUUCACUAUGCUACAGUAUGCAGGAGCGUUCAUUAACAGAGCUGUAAUACUAUAAUAUACACACUUUACUACAGUAUGGUUCUAAAACACUGUAGAUGGCCAUAUCUGGAGACGCUGAUGGUGUGUGUGUGUGUGUGUGUGUGAGAGAUCCGGAACAGCGCUGACAGUGAGGAUGUUUGUUGUGUUUCCUCCUCUCGGCUGUUUGUUCAUGGCUCCCCCCAUCGGAUUCACAGUAAAAUGGUCGAUUAUUUUCGCGAACCGCCCCGCGCGCUCGCUUGAGGAGACUUUCUUCUUCACGCUCGCGUCUUGAUGGACAUUUUCAAACUUGACAGGUAAACGCAACGCGCUUUUUCGCCCGUUUCCCCCCGCUCGCCGUGCGUGACGCUCGCUCGCAACGCUCGGCUCCUGCGCCCGCUGCUAACGGAAAUUUUUUGGUACGUCAUUAAUAUGGCGCCAAAAGAGUUGUAAGUGUGAGCUGGUGUUUCGCGCAGGAAUACACGCAGAAUGUGAAGAGGAGCGCGCUUGUGUGUCGACAGCUUCACUUCGCAGGAUGUGAGGACACCAGAAACAGUUUUGCGGAUGACGAAGCGUGCUGUGCUGUUUUCUGAAGCGGCAGUUUUAGGACGGCUGUAAUAUGCCGUCGGCUCGGGCAUCUCAGCCGCACACAGUAACUUUUAUCGGGGCCGAGGAGGGUGCGUGGCCUCGGAUGAUCCUCUGAUCUCUGCGAGGACACCAUCAUCAUCUUCAUCAUCACCAUCACACCCUCUCUCCGCAGAAGAGAUGGAGAGUGAGAUGAAGAGGAGGAAAUACUCCACCAGCAGCAACGACUCUGACACCACUGACAGUCAGGUGACCACCUGGUCCCGCUCCUCUAAGAACACUGGCACCAGCAGCACGUGGGUCCGUCAUGAGCAGAAGAGGCCGUCUGAGGUGUUUCGGACAGACUUUAUCACAGCCAUGAAGUUGCCGGAUUCAGCACAGCUGAGCGCAGACGAGUUCUACAUUCUGUGCGACCCCUGGAGGCAGGAGUGGGAGAAGGGCGUUCAGGUGCCAGCCAACGUGGAGACCAUUCCUGAGCCUGUGGUCCGAAUGCUCCCGGAGGUCAGCCGAAUCCCGUUCUUCUCUGCGGUGCAAACGCGGAGCCAGUCGGAGAUCUCUGAGCCUCUGAGCCGAUACGAUCUGGAUGAUCUGGAUGUGGCCUGGCUGGAGCUGGUCAAUGCAGAAUUCAGACAACUAGCUCUGCCGGAGCUGGACGAGCUGACCAUGGAGCAGCUGCUGGUGGAGCUGGAGCGCCGCUGUCAGCAGAACAUGCAGCAGCAGAUCGAGAACCAGGAGGGUUUGGGCAUCGAGUACGACGAGGACGUGGUGUGUGAUGUGUGCCGAUCGCCUGAAGGAGAGGACGGCAACGAGAUGGUGUUCUGCGACAACUGCAACGUCUGCGUGCACCAGGCGUGUUACGGGAUCCUGAAGGUGCCGCAGGGGAACUGGCUGUGCCGGACGUGUGCGCUCGGAGUUCAGUCCAAAUGUCUGCUGUGUCCCCGCAGAGGAGGAGCUCUGAAACCCACACGCAGCGGGACCAAGUGGGUUCACGUCAGCUGUGCCUUAUGGAUCCCUGAGGUGAGCAUCGGCUGCCCAGAGAAGAUGGAGCCGAUCACCAAAGUCUCCCACAUCCCCGCCAGCCGAUGGGCCCUGUCCUGCAGCCUGUGCUGUGAACACUCCGGCACCUGCAUACAGUGCUCCAUGCCGUCCUGCACCGUGGCCUUCCACGUGACCUGUGCGUUUGACCACGGUCUGGAGAUGCGCACCACACUGGCGGACAAUGAUGAAGUCCGCUUUAAAUCCUACUGUCUGGAGCACAGCAGCGUCUGGCGCUCAAACAGCAGCGGCGGCGUACAGUCAGACAGACCUGACCCGCGGCACGCCGUCCCGGAUCCGGCAGCGGCGCAGAAGCAGGAGCAGGCGGAGCGGGAGAAAGCCAGCCAGCGCAAGCAGAAGCUGCAGGAGCUGGAGGAUGAGUUCUACACACUGGUGGAUCCCAAAGACAUCGCAGAGAGCCUGUCCCUGCCCGACGCUCACGUGGACUUCCUCUUCCAGUACUGGAAACUGAGGCGGAAAACCAACGGCAACAAGCCGCUGGUGUCCAUGAAGAGGGACGAGGUGGACAAUCUGGCGCAGCAGGAGCAGGACGUGCUGUACCGCCGACUGAAGCUCUUCACUCAUCUGCGCCAGGACCUGGAGAGGGUCAGAAAUCUGUGCUGCAUGAUCACACGCAGAGAGAAGAUCAAGCACUCUUUAUGUAACCUGCAGGAGAAGAUCUUUUCAUUGCAGAUUCAGCUCAUGGAGCAGAACCUGGUCGGAGAAAAAUCUCAGAGAGGCGAAAGGAAGCAUCGCAAUAGAGUCCAGGAACGAGUAAAGGAAAGGAGGAAGAAUAGUCCAGAAAAGAAAGACAAGUGGAGAUCAGAUGACAACUCUCUUUUCUCACAGCUGGGUUUCUCCAGAUCGUUCCCCAUAGACGGCUCGCUGUUCGACAGCUGGCAGGCUCAGUCCAUCCACAUCUCAGCGGAGAGCAUGCUGAGCCGCUGGUCUCUGUCUGCCGGGACGCCCGAAACCUCGGCCAGCCUGCUGUCAGACCAGCUGCUCCGAGGCGAGGAGAGCCUGCUUAGCCUCAUGAUGGACUCCUCCAUGCAGAACACCUGGAAGACACCCCGACUAGGACGUAAACACCCCAAAAGUGCACCCCGCAGCCGCCGGAAGACCCUCUGCUCUCCACCUGCUAAAGGUAAAGUGUGUGUGACAGAGCGGCGGUGUAGACGCGGAGAAAAAACGGAGGAUUUCCAGCGCAGCAGCGACGGCAGGUCAGACCCUUUACAGCCCGCCAUCGCCAAAAUGGACUCGUGCCACAUUUCAGAAGAGCGAGAUUCAGUGCUGGAGAAACGCUCGCAGAAGAGCGUACGCAUGCAUCUGCCCAGACAGAGCAAGACCCGCUGUAAAAGCCAGACUGUGGAGUCGUCUGUGCAGAGCAACACACCCGACACUGAAACAGACGGCUAUUUCUCUGAUGAAGAGCAGAGCGACGGCGAAUUGCGAUUGUUUAGCCGGAAGUCGCGAAUGCCUCAAAUGCAUGCUGGGAAGGAGGAGGUGGUGCGGCGAAGUUUGCUCGCCUCCUAGAUGUGUUCCUGUGCCGUGAGCACGCUGCAAAACAUGCGGUCUGGAUUCUAGUCCAAAUAUGGUAAAUUCCUAAAUCAAGAAGCGUUUUCUAGACUAGCGGAUAAUAUAGUCUUGUUUUCAGAAAUAACGAGGCAAAUUUAGCUGAGUUUCUCUUAAAACAAGCUAAAUAAUCUGCUGAUGGGGUAAGGGAAAUAAGCUUAUGUCAAAGAGGAAAACAAGAUUAUUUAGCUUGUUUUCAGGAGAAACUCUCUUCAUUUUGACUCAUUAUUUCUGAAAACAAGACAGUAUUUAGUGCUUGUCUAGAAAAUGCGGUAACACUUUAGA
Molecule: messenger RNA, 4561 nt
Organism: Danio rerio (zebrafish)
Lineage: Eukaryota; Metazoa; Chordata; Actinopteri; Cypriniformes; Danionidae
Source: RefSeq, a predicted model, not a curated record